Staurois parvus is the source of this 578-nucleotide messenger RNA. The record is from the annotation of a GenBank genome assembly. Lineage: Eukaryota; Metazoa; Chordata; Amphibia; Anura; Ranidae.
UGUCCUUUUUCUGACAAUCCUCUCCAGGCUGUGGUCAUCCCUGCUGCUUGUCUGCAGUCUCUGGUAGUCUCCUUUACUGUCUGCAGUCUCUGGUCAUCCCCUGCACUGUCUGCAGUCUCUGGUCAUCCCUUGCACUGUCUGCAGUCUCUGGUCAUCUGUACUAUGUCCACAGUCUCUGGUCAUUCCCUGUACUGUGUCCGUAGUCUCUGGUCAUCUCCUGUACUAUGUCCGCAGUCUCUGGUCAUCUCCUGUACUGUGUCCGCAGUCUCUGGUCAUCUCCUGUACUAUGUCUGCAGUCUCUGGUCAUCUCCUGUACUGUGUCUGCAGUCUCUGGUCAUCUUCUGUACUAUGUCUGCAGUCUCCGGUCAUCUCCUGUACUGUGUCCGCAGUCUCUGUCAUCUCCUGUACUGUGUCCGCAGUCUCUGGUCAUCUCCUGUACUGUGUCUGCAGUCUCUUGUCAUCCCCUGUACUGUGUCCGCAGUCUCUGGUCAUCCCCUGUACUGUGUCUGCAGUACAUUGGUUCAGAAUAUUUUUUUUCUUGUUUUUCUCCUCUAAAACCUAGGCGCGUCUUAUGGUCA